Messenger RNA from Syngnathoides biaculeatus (alligator pipefish), 11666 nucleotides. It is a transcript of the gene ash1l, whose product is annotated as ash1 (absent, small, or homeotic)-like (Drosophila). NCBI's taxonomy places the organism in Eukaryota, Metazoa, Chordata, Actinopteri, Syngnathiformes, Syngnathidae. Gene Ontology annotation, cellular component: nucleus. The record is from RefSeq and is a predicted model, not a curated record. The transcript is spliced from 27 exons. The coding region runs from base 392 to 9085 and encodes 2897 amino acids. Gene Ontology annotation, molecular function: chromatin binding; histone methyltransferase activity; protein binding.
UGGAACGACACGGGCUGAGCAGACAUGGAGGCCCGAGCAACGACAGAGGCCCGUGCUGACACAUUCAGACCCAGCUAACAGAGCGUUGGUGUGGAUUUUUGGAACCUCUGGGACAAAACACAGCCUAUCACUCGCCCACUUUGAGUGAUGUGUGGCCACCACGUUCUAGGAAGGACACGGAGCCAAAUAAUGUGAACACCAUUGCUGGACAACUAGAAGAGUUGAAGGACGGAGUACAAGGGCCGGACUGACGAGGAAGGAUAGAAAGCCUCUAAAAAAGGAGAGCUUCUACCUCAUUGGUGUCCCCCCCCCCCCAUCCCACUCCCUUUCCUAUAUUCCUUUCAGGAUAUACAUUUCUUGCCUUGUGAACUUCCACUGCCCUUAAGUUAAGAUGGAUCAGAAGAUUCACGGGAGAACUGCAACACCACCGCCUCUUCUCUCAGGUGUUCCUUCCGGGGAACGAGAGAAAGAGGGAGGUGCUGGAAAGAAAGAAGAUGAGGAGGAGAAGAAAAGGGACAAGGAAAAAGAGGCUUCCAUUAAACCUGAUGGCACAGGGGCAGAUGGACCUGGAGGUGGUGAUGACCAGUCACAGUUUUCCAUCAAAGAGAGCAGCCUAUCCGAGGGCAAUGUCAAACUGAAGAUUGGUCUUCAAGCAAAACGCAUGAAGAAACCUCCCAAGAUCUUGGAGAAUUAUGUAUGCAGACCAGCCUUUCGUGCUACAAUGAGGAAUACAGGACGGGGAGGUGGUGGUGCUCGAGGGAAUCGGGCAGGGAAUACAAAUGAUGGCCCUGGUAGUCAGACCCAGAAUCCAACUCAUGUCAGAGAAAAAGAGAGUGAGAAGAGUCCAAGUGUCGGCAGACCAGUCCCAUCAUCCUCCUCAAACCCAUCUUCUAAAGUCCCAACACCACCUCCUCCUGGACCAACACCUACCAGCACAGCUGCCAUGGCACCUUCUCAAGUGAAUGGGAAUGCACCAGGAAAACGAGGUCCGCCAAAGAUGGAUUGCCUGUCUGACACAAAGUCAGACACUAGAGCAGCGACCACUACUUCUGAACGGCCGCUGAAUCUUCAUCGUCCUCUUUCAGACAGCAAACUUCAUCCUUCUGGGAAGAAAACACCAACUCUUCAACACAACCCUCGGUUAUCUGCUUCCACUUCAUCAAUACCUGCAUCUAAAGAACCUAGCUGUGAAGGUGUUAAACCACCACAAUACAGUUACAGCAAUGAAAGUCAAAGAGAUAAAGACAAGGGAAUUCAAAGCUGGGGAUCACCUACUGUCACUGAAAAAUUAGCUCAACUCAUAGCCACUUGUCCGCCGUCAAAGACACCAAAGCUUGUCAAACCUGCUAAAACUGACCCUGCUACUUCCCAUUUAAGCUCAGGUUUUAUGACCCCCACAGCAAAGCAACGAGACAGGGCUAUGGCCAAUAGAAACACCUAUUCAAGAAUGAUUCACCUCUCUCCCCCUCUACCAGUGUCACGGCCACCUGGUCGGCCCUAUGGUUCCAGAAACAAAGAUAUUGCUAUGGAAAACUCACCCACCCUUACAGCAACAAGGAAGGAGGAUACAGAUGGAACUGGGAAACCUAGUAGCAGCAGUAUUAAUAUGAGCAGUGGUAACAGCAGUAGUCACAGCAGCAGUCCAGCACUCAUAUAUGGCAAUAACAGACUUCCUUCCUUGUCAAAGGACACUAACAAUGACAUUAAUUGUAGCAUUCCCAAAGUACAAUCUCGUCCUAUUCACUUCUCCCCCCACACCAUAGGUUUGUCCUCCUGUCCUGUAUCAUCCUCCCCAAUCAUCACAGCUGACCAAAAGACUAUGAGUCACAUAAGCUCCCCUGCUGACUCACACACAGACCACGCACGAGAGACAUCUGUUUCUGCAGAGGAAGGCAUUUCAAGUCUGAGAGAACAGGACAGCCCCAGAGAUAUGAACAAUUGCUGUCCUUCAUCAGGAACAGCAAAGCCAGAAGGGAAAGACAGAGGUCAGUCAUUGCGAGUUGAGAAUGACAAGAGCUCAAGUCCAUGCAACCAUAGUCCCAAUCGGGAUAGUAGUCGUGUUGGUCGGCCCAGCAACCCUGCAGAACCUGUAAGGCCUAGAGAAUCUUCUUCGCCAGAGCCAGAAGGUGAAGACAGCCCGCAAACUCCUCUUCGAGAUGAUUCUCCAGAUUCCUCUAUAGAGUCAGCAACAGACCAGGACACUAAACCCCUUAAAAAACGCAGAGGAAGGAAGCCACGCUGGGGCCGUGCUAUGAGCAAGGUACAUAGUCAAAGAGCAGGCCUCGACAGUCCCUUUGACCAGUGCAAAACCACCAUACCUUUAUCUUCAAGCCUGGAAACUUCAACUCCAGUUAAAAGACCUGUGGGGAGACCACCUAACCCAAAUAAAAUGAAACUAAAUACUCUGCAACAAAGUUCAAUGUCACGUCUCUUCAACUCAUCACCCCUUCCCAAAAAAAGGGGAAGGCCAAAGUCAAAGAUGCCAAGGCUUGAUGCCCCAGCCCGUGGGCGCCCCCAUAAUAAAUUGCCCACAUGUAAAGUUUACUCAACUUUUUUGAAAUCCAAAGAAGAGCAAGACCCUCCUGUGCUUCAUCCAGAGGUUGACCUAAGACCCCCUAAACCUAUCCCUCGAAAACGUGGACGUCCAAAGCGCCUCCCACCUACAUUACCUGAAGAGAGUCAGCCGCCCACAUUGGCCCCUGAGGCUGGGGACAUUGGUGACAAACGGUAUCACAGCAAAGGAAAUGGUCAGCUUAUUAUGAAAACAAUCAUAGGCAAGAUUAACAAAAUGAAAAGUGUGAAACGCAAGCGUAUUCUCAGUCAAUUCCUGUUAGGACCAAGAAAGGAAGACCCUCCUAAAGUAUCUCCAUGUGCCGUUGUUGGUUCUGCAUCAGCUGCAACUCAGUCUUUGUCCUCUUUGGCCGCUUCUCUUGGGGGGAAACUUGGACCACAAAUAAAUGUUAGCAAAAAAGGCACAAUAUAUAUGGGUAAGAGGAGAGGGCGUAAACCAAAAACAGUUAGCACCGCAGCUACAGCAACACCACCAGAACCCUUCUUGUCCCCCAACACUACUUCUCUGCAUCACCAUCAAUCUCAGCAACAGCAUCACCUUUCCUCCUCAGACAUAUUUCCUUCACCUUCUCUCUCACAGUCUAGUGGAGGCCAUAGUCCCAUCAGUGAUGCAAGCUUUGUUGAGCCAGGUUCAGUCCACUUUUCUGGUCACUCUCACUAUUCAAACCACAGUCACAACACAUUUGCUUUCCCUCCCCCGACUUUUUCAGCCCCAAAUCUUCGCAGUCCAGUCCUUGGCUCCACUUUAACUAUGGGCACAGCAACCUCUCAAAAAAAAUCCCCUUUCCGUGGAUACCACCAUCACCACUAUCGGCAGCACUACCACUACCGAAAACUUUCCCCUCCUCGGCCACUUCAUCCUACCUCUCCUGCCCCCCUUAGUGAGCUGAAAGAAGCUACUCCAUCCCCAGUAAGUGAGUCUCACAGUGAGGAGACAGUCCCCAGUGACAGUGGUAUAGGAACAGACAACAACAGUACCUCUGAUCGUGGUGAAAAAGCAGGAGCAGGGGCCUUGGGUGGAAUCGGGAUGCCAGCUGCGAUAGGUAGUGGAUUAUUAAUGCCUGGUGUUAUUGGUUCUGCUAUGGCUCCAGGAAUGGCACUUAAUGCUAGGGGCAGGCGGCGUCACUCCACUGUACUGGUGGAACAUCCCUCACCUUCUCCCUCACCACAUUUAGCAAGGUUAUCACCUGAUCCACGUAGACCUCAACCAGCCACUCCUUCUACCUCCAUAAUGGGUCAUAAGGAAAAACACAAACAUAAGUGUAAACGCCGUAGCCAUGGAUGCCCAGGCUAUGAAAAGCUUAAGCGACAGAAAAGAAAACGCAAGAAGAAGUACCUCCAACUCCGCUCUCGGCGGAUCGACCCCAACUUUCUUGCUGAACUGGAUGAAAUUGUCAUAAGGAUGAGUGAAAUUCGCAUAGCACAUCGUGUCACAGGGCAUCGUCUUGGUGGUGGCGUAGGAAUAAUAUCAGGAGCAAAUAGAAUGCCAGGAGUGGGCAACCGUACCAGUGGAAUAGGUGGUACCAGUGGUCCUCCACCUCAUCAUUACAUUCACAGAGAUCUCUUGCCCACAAUCUUCAGGGUUAAUUUUGGCAGCUUCUAUUCCCAUCCUGCAUACUCUUGUGACCCAUUGCACUACGUUCGUAAACCAGACAUGAAAAAGAAAAGGGGGCGGCCUCCGAAACUCAGAGAGUCUAUGUCAGAGGUUCCUUUUGUACCAGGGCUUGCAUUCCCACUGUCCAGUGGGGGCUUCUACCAUCCCUCCUACAGUGUUCCUUAUUCCUCUGGACCCCUCGGUUUGGGCUACUACAGAGGCUAUCCUCCAGCUAGUGCUCUAUAUCCUCACCCACACCACCAGACACCCCACACAGCCUCAUCUCACCACUCUCAUCAUUCAUCAACUUUCCCUCCUCCUCCCCCAACAUCUUACAUGCAUCAUCAUCACCCUUCACAUGUCCUGUUGAACCCUUCCAAAUUCCAUAAAAAAAAACACAAGUUGCUUCGACAGGAUUACCUAGGAGGACGUUCUCCUGUCCUUUACCCACCCAUGUCCUCUGAGCUCUCAUUCAACUGGCACCACAGACACAAACAUAGACACAAACACAGAGAGCGGUGUACUGACGAGGGCAGAGAAGAAGAAGAAGAAACAAUUGGUGCAUCUGUAAAUCGUGGUGGAGCAGGGUUGUCUGAGAGUGGAGCAUCAAAGAAAGGAGAGAGAGUUGGUAGCUUGGGAAUGGCAGAGUCUUUGCAACGAUGUCGCUUUGGACGGAGCACUUCCAGCAACAAUACUAGCAAUCAAGCAGGUGUCACUUUAGCCAAUUCACCUUCUUCUUCAUCGUCGUCUGCAGAUAGGUACAAACGAAAAGAAAACUCAAUAUCCUGUCUAGGACCAUCAAGACUAGCUCUGGGGAGUAGCGCCAAAAGCCAGCACCCAGCAGAGUCCUGGUUCAAAAUGGGCACUUCUGAGACCGACUACUCUAAGCUUUCACGUCGUCAUGUGUUGCCCAGUCAGGGUCCCUUCUCUGAUGGACGGCCGGAAGAAAUACCUGGUUGCUCUGACAGCGAGGAUGAGGAACCUCUCACACCUACAGACGAAGUGGAGCCAAGAGGCCAUGAUUCUCCAAAUCUUACAAAUCUCUUUGCCUCUGCUCUCACUCGCACUAACUUGCGGGGAUGCAGGAACAGAAAGAAUGAAACUGCGCCAGGAAACAUUAGCUUCUCCCGUAUGGACCGAACAUUGAGGAAAGACCGAUCAAUAUCAUCAGAGAGAAGAGAAUUAGGGCCUGCACGUAUCCAGACAAGAGGUGGUGUACUCUCGACCUCUGAAGGGCCUGAGGGAUCCCUGCACCACCGACAACAGCUCCAUCACCAGUCUACAAUGUUUUACUCCCAUGAUUCGGCGUCCUCUUCCCGCCUGUCCCCCUCCCAGGACUGUUGCUUUGAUGUCUCUCUGCCUCAUCAGUCUCACCGGGCGCAGCAAUCCAAGCACAGCCUCCACCACGUCAACAAAAUUCUGCGCGCUAAGAAGCUGCAGAGGCAAGCCCGUACAGGAAACAACAUGGUGAAAAAGAGGGGGCCUGGUCGUCCCAGGAAGCACCCAUUACCUUCACCACCACCUUCUCCAUCUCCUGCUGGUGAAUUCAGCCAAACCCGGCUCAGAGUGGCAGACCGGCCAGCAGGGGGCAGGAUGUGGGAUGCGGAUGCUGUAAAAGAUACCAUUGAGGCAGUUGUCAAAGACCAGCGUAGCAAAGGACAAAAAAGGAAACACUGGGACAGAGAAGAGGGUGAGGAUGAAGAGGAAGAGGACGUACAAGACACUGUGGAGCAAUUGGCAGAUAGAGAAGAGAAUGUGGGGAACCUGGUUUCAAGGUCCAGACCAGGAUCUGGAAGGUGCUGGCUUGCCCAGGAUGAGAAAAGUCACUUUCAGAGCUCACCGCAGAGCAAUCCAGAUGGACACCGUUCCCCACAACCCCUAGACACUGUCUCCAGGGAACAAACAUCAACCAUCCCCUUAACCAGCCAACGGGAAAAGAGACCAGCGAGACCUCCAAAGAAAAAGUUCCAGAAGGCUGGACUUUACUCUGAUGUGUUUAAAACCCAGGAUCCCCGAAGUCAACUUCUCCAGCUAAAGAAAGAAAAACUGGAGUACAUACCUGGGGAACAUGAUUAUGGAUUGUUUCCAGCACCCAUACAUGUUGGGAAGUACCUGAGACAGAAGCGGAUUGAUUUCCAAUUGCCUUAUGAUAUCUUGUGGCUGUGGAAACAUGAUCAGCUAUACAAAAGGCCUGAUGUCCCUCUUUACAAAAAGAUCAGAUCAAAUGUGUAUGUUGAUGUAAAGCCUUUCUCCGGUUAUGAAACAACUACAUGCAACUGUAAAACUCCUGAAAAUCGCUCUGAAAAAGGUUGUCUGGAUGACUGCCUCAACAGGAUGAGCUUUGCUGAGUGUUCUCCAAGCACUUGUCCAUGUCGUGAGCACUGUGACAACCAGCAUAUCCAGAGGCAUGAAUGGGUGCAAUGUCUGGAGAGAUUCCGUGCUGAGGGUAAGGGCUGGGGCAUCCGCACCAAGGAGAGUCUCCGUUCUGGACAGUUCAUUAUUGAGUACCUGGGAGAAGUGGUCAGUGAACAUGAGUUCAGGAGUCGUAUGAUGCAGCAGUACUUUGCUCACAGUGGCCAUUAUUGUCUGAACCUGGAUAGUGGCAUGGUGAUUGACAGCUACAGAAUGGGCAAUGAGGCACGCUUCAUAAACCACAGCUGUGAGCCCAACUGUGAGAUGCAGAAGUGGUCAGUCAAUGGGGUGUACAGAAUUGGUCUCUUUGCGCUCAAGGACAUCAGCAGUGGUACUGAGCUCACCUAUGAUUACAACUUUCAUUCCUUCAACACAGAGGAGCAGCAAGUGUGUAAGUGUGGCUCAGAGAGUUGCCGAGGUAUCAUUGGAGGGAAAAGCCAGCGUGUCAAUGGAUUGCCUGGCAAAACGACUGGUACUCGGCGACUGGGCCGACUCAAGGAGAAACGAAAAUCCAAACACCAACUAAAAAAAAGAGAAGAAGAAUCAAGUGAUAGCAACAAGUUUUACCCUCAUCUUAUGAAACCUAUGUCAAACAGAGAAAGGAACUUUGUUCUCAAGCAUCGAGUAUUCCUUCUCAGAAACUGGGAAAAAAUGAGGGAGAAACAGGAGUUACUGAAGCGAGAGGGUGAAAGAGAAAGAGACUCCAGCAGCCUCUCCAUAUAUACUCGGUGGGGAGGAGUCAUCCGUGAUGAUGGCAACAUAAAAUCAGAUGUUUUCCUCACACAGUUCUCAGCACUCCAAACGUCGCGGUCAGUGCGUACGCGGAGGCUCGCUGCUGCUGAAGAAAACACAGAGGUCACGCGCACUGCUCGCCUUGCACAUAUCUUCAAGGAGAUUUGUGACAUGAUUACCAGCUACAAGGAUUCAACCAGUCAGACCCUUGCUGCCCCGCUAUUGAACCUCCCGUCACGGAAAAGGAACAGCCAUUACUAUGAGAAGGUGUCAGACCCUCUGGAUUUGAGCACCAUUGAGAAACAAAUCCUCACGGGCCAUUACAAGACCGUUGAAGCAUUUGAUACUGAUAUGCUCAAAGUAUUCCGUAAUGCUGAGAAAUAUUAUGGUAGGAAGUCAUCCAUAGGCAGGGAUGUCUGUCGGCUGCGGAAAGCCUACUACAGUGCACGUAAUGAGGCUGCUGUGCAGAUCGAUGAGAUUAUGGGUGAAACUGCCAGUGAGGCUGACAGUUCUGACUCACUUGAGCGUGACCGAGGCCACCACAAUGGAGGGGCCGCAUCCCAUGACAAGGAUGACGACAUUAUCCGUUGCAUCUGUGGGAUGUACAAGGAUGAAGGCUUGAUGAUCCAGUGUGAAAAGUGCAUGGUGUGGCAACACUUUGAUUGCAUGCGGUUGGAGGCAGAAGUUGAGCACUACUUGUGUGAGCAAUGUGAUCCUAGGCCAGUCGACACGGAAGUUCCAAUGAUACCUCAACCCAGCUAUGCCCAGUCUGGCUCUGUCUACUACAUCUGUCUCCUAAGAGAUGAGCUGCUUCUCCACCAAGGGGACUGCGUGUACCUAAUGAGAGACAGCAGACGCACAUCCGAGGGCCAGCCCAUCAGACAGUCUUACCGCCUCCUGUCUCACAUCAACCGAGACAAACUUGAUAUUUUCCGUAUCGAGAAACUCUGGAAGAAUGAAAAGGGUGAGCGGUUUGCUUUUGGCCACCACUACUUCCGUCCUCAUGAGACACACCAUUCGCCAUCACGGCGGUUCUACCAGAACGAGUUAUUUCGCAUGCCACUCUACGAGAUCAUCCCUCUUGAAGCAGUGGUGGCAACUUGCUGCGUUCUCGAUCUCUACACGUACUGCAAAGGCCGACCGAAAGGGGUAAAGGAGCCAGACGUGUACAUCUGUGACUACCGCUUGGAUAAGUCAGCUCACCUUUUCUACAAGAUCCAUCGUAACCGCUACCCAGUGUGUACCAAGCCUUAUGCCUUCAACCAUUUCCCCAAGCGGCUGACACCCAAGAGAGACUUCUUGCCUCACUACGUACCUGACAACUACAAGAGAAAUGGCGGCCGCUCUGCAUGGAAAAGUGAGCGUUCCAAAGGUUCUGAAGGCUGUGAGGAUGACGGCUCUUCGUGCGAGCGGGUUGAUGACUUCCCACCAGAGGCUGAAGACAGGAGAUCUGAGGAAGACAUGGACGUGGGUACGGUUGGCCCUGAACUUUUAUCGGGCAAGACUGGACAAGAAGAAGGAGACAAUGAUGAAGAUGAAGAGGGGGGUGAAGGGGAAACACCUGAGGUUGAGGAGAAAAAGGAGCAGGAGGAAGCUUCCGCUGAGAGGUUAGCGGAGACACUUGAGCAGCCAUCCUCUUCAGCAUGCUCGCCACUCCACCACCCUGCCCUCGGCAGAAGGGAGGCCCAGAGGGAGCGCCUCAACAAGAUUCUCUUGGAUUUGCUACACAGAAACCCCAGCAAGAAUGGAAUCACUGAAGAAGACUUUGCUGACUAAGCAAUACCAGAAUCGGAUUGUGGAGCUAAUUUCCAUGUUAUUACAAGGAAAAAUACAGUAUAACAGGGAGCCCUCAUCUUGCAAAGACCAUCCACCCUGCUCAAAAUGACACCUGAACACUUGAACUUGUUUCUCUCCAAAGUAGUGAUUUCAGAAUAUUUUUGAACAUGUCCUCUUGAAAAACAUGUCAUCAAGCAGUGAGCACUUUGAGGACUAACAAAUCACUUACAGGACAACCCUUUCUAAGGAGAAAAAAACCAAACCUUUCUUUGAUUUUUGACCUCACCUUUCAGCUAUUUCUAUCAAAGUUCCUAAGAGUCCCCUUUUUGUGUUCUUCCAACAGCCGUAGAUGUCUCUUAUCUCCUGGAGGAGGGUGCAGGGCGACGCCUACGGCGACGGACACUUGGAUUUGGUGAUUUUGUUGGCAGAAAAUAACUUUUCAACAUGCCGGGCAGGCCAAAUGCGUUUCACUCUCUAUAGCACGAGAGAUGAUAAGAAAAGAAAUUAGUCUAAUAGCCUGUCAAACCCUUCCAGUCCAUAAGGCAUCUUUUGGACCUUCUAGGUUACCGCUUCCAGGACUUUAACAUCUCAAUAAUGAGAUGGUGGAGAGGGUUUGGAAGCCCCGACUUUAUGUCAAGAUGUUUUCAAGGAGUGUUUUUAAGAUGAACACAGGACAAAAGGCCCACACGUUUACCAAAAUGACACAUGGUACUGAGUAGCACACUGGCUUAAAGAUGGCUAUCGCUGAGUCAGUGCAGAUGAGAAUGCUGGACAAUUGCUCCCCCUUGUGGGAUUAUGCUGCAAUGUCAAUGCAUCAAAUGAGGGAAGAUACAGGUAUGUGCUUGGAACUUUUGGAGUGGAAGUACCAAGUAGUGAUGCAAGAUGCUGCUCAUGAGAAAAAAGGGUGGGUAGACAGCACUUUUGGUACCAUGGAUAUCGUGAAGCUCUGUGUAAUGUAUCUGUAAUGAAAACACUAAAACAGUACUUGAUGCUGUAGUGUGGAAAAACUCAAGUCAAUUAUCUUUCACCCGUUAUACUGGAGUCAGCCUACUCCUGUAGACACAGACUAGGUCUGCUUGUAUUUUAAGGAAGGGGGGGAAGACAGCGUGUGCGCUUUUUGUUAAAGUGUAUUGUUGACGUUUUUGUUUUCCGUUCCCCAUAAACCCCCCGCCCCACAACCCUUGAGACGCUCACCUUUUCAAUUGAUGGAUUCACCAGCUUAACUAAAUCAGGGGGGAGGGACACAGGCAUGAACUGUAACGCCUUACUCAGCUGUGCUCCCCGACUGCCUGGUUUGGAGUGUGUGCUUGCACGCACUUACUAUGUAUCUAUAGUCGACACAAUUUCCUGAAUAUGUCCUGUUUUUAAAGAAAAAAAAUGAGAAAAAAAGGGCUUAAUGGCAAUUAACAGUUUUAAAAAAACUAUGGAAAAAAAAUGCUUAACAUGAAAUGUAUCGUGAUGGUCAUAUUUUCUUAUAUUCUGUGAGACAAGUGUAUACUGUAUAAUGGGAGGGGAUUCAACUUUUGUCUUUUUGUUCCGUGUUGUCAUGGAAAAUGUGUUCAAAGAAUUAGUGAUAUCUGAUGAGAUUUCCCCCAUCAAAUGCUUCUCUGCAUAAAAGGGACAAGCUGCAGUGUCCCGAUAUUGUGAACUGACAAAGAAUCCAUUAGAAUGACACUGAGGAUGGAGAGUGGCAACGGUUUAGCUGUACAGUGCGAAGUUAUGUAUAUAGACGCACGCUUUACAUUGAGGGGUUUCUCCUAAAGCAAUAUCUUGAAAAAUGAUUUUGUUUAUUAUUGUAAUGUACAGGACUCAGCCCCAAGUGUAUUGCAAUUAUUAUUAUAAUGCUAAUAUUUUAAUUGCUUUGUAUUGCUAUCAUGAAGACACUUAAACUUGGAGGGAAAACCCCCCCCUUUUUUUUUUUUUUAAAUCUUUAAUCUCUCACCAUGACUUCCCUGACAACAUAGAAGCCUAAGUUAAGUUUUGUUGCCUAUAAAUGAAAUUCAUGUAAAUGUUGUGCAUGAGCGAGAAGAAUGUCAAAACGAACACAAGAAGGCAUUGGGGCAUGACAGUGACACAGCAACACCCUUGCCACUGAAUAUUGUUAAUAAUAUUGCUUUUAUAAAGGAGUGUACUCCUUGUUUUUUGCUGCAAAGUGUUGAACACUAAAAAAGCUAGCCAACUUAAAAAUGUUAUAAUAUUUUUAAGCAGUGAUAGAAACAAAUACGAACCUGUCAGACCAUUAUCACGUUCCUGUUGUUAUUUUUGUUUACUUUCAAAUAGGAUACGGUUCUGUUUUGUGAUAGCGGUCAUUGUAUGAUGCUUGUACUUGUAUUUGUGUGUUUUCCGUGAUUUCUUUAGUUAUUUUUAGACAAUCACAAAAUAAGAUGCAAGCAUUGUAAAUGGCAGACUGGCUGACAUUUUGUGACGUGUACAGUUUGUCAAAAACCUCUCCCACUCGUUAAAAGUUUGUAAUUAUGAUUCUUAAGUCAUGAAAAUAUGCUGUUGGUUUUUACCUUGUUUUAUAUUUGUUUAUGAUUUGUUUGUUUUUUUAAUAAAAAAGCACUACAUUAUUGUGAGCAUA